Ophidiomyces ophidiicola is the source of this 1704-nucleotide messenger RNA. RefSeq lists its product as uncharacterized. Lineage: Eukaryota; Fungi; Ascomycota; Eurotiomycetes; Onygenales; Onygenaceae. Bases 1 to 1704 code for a protein of 567 amino acids. The record is from RefSeq and is a predicted model, not a curated record. The transcript is spliced from 3 exons.
AUGGCCAGCUCUUUACCCAAGGAGAAGGGCACGGAGAUGUCCGAGAAGCAACACUUGCCGGUGCACCGGAGCACCCCGCACACAAUAAUAUCAAUAUGCAUGGCUACAGCAAUGAUCAUUCUACCUGCGAUAUAUUCGCACAUCUCGCAGCUGACGUUAUCACCGGUCUAUGGCUCGGUCCCUGCUAGCUCCUUUCACCGCCCAGGGAUUAUGAUUGCUGCACUGAUAGGGUGGGUUGGAAUGGAUCGAAUCAACACCUCCAACCCUCGGAUGCCCACCGAUGUAUUACCCGUGUUAGCAUGGACCAUUCCCACUAUUCAAUAUUUUUUGUUCCAGUAUAGCACUCAAUUGGGGCCCGUCAUUGGACCGUUAGUCACUGAGUCGUGUACGCUGUACCCCUUGGUCUCUCUUUCAGCGGCCGCAGCAGUGUAUUGCUUAAAAGGCAUAGACCUUAGCCACGGGUCUCGACUUAUGGCAAAUCAUGGGAAAUUUAUAGGCUCAUACAUUCUAUUUACUUCUGCUAUCAAAGUUGCGGGAGACCAUUUACCCCGAUAUCUUGGAUUGGGUAUUUUGAUGACUCGAACGGGGCUUCAGUUUGUUAUAGCCACGUUUUAUUCUAUAUUUUUGCCUUCCAAAUGGCUACUUUUUGCCAUUCCAUCUUUGUUGUUUUCUGCCAGCUAUAACGUUCAUGUCCCAUCUGGGCCCACCACUGCUCGCCUUAAUUCCAACCUACAAACAGAAAAUUAUGUCUUACUUCACCGCCAGGAUUCUUUGACUGGCUAUAUAUCUGUGCUAGAGAGCAAGGAGCCUAAUUUUAGAGUCAUGAGAUGUGACCAUAGUCUCCUUGGUGGAGAAUGGAUUCCCCCUCCUGGGGCACCAAAACAGCGAAUACGGGAUCCGAUAUAUGCCGUUUUUACGAUGUUGGAAGCUGUUAGGUUGAUUGAAACCGGUUCAAGGAAACCCAGAAAUGGAGGCCUAGGAACCAAUGCCCUCGUAAUUGGACUUGGAAUUGGUACAACACCUGCUGCAUUUGUUGCACAUGGAAUAAACACCACAGUUGUGGAGAUAGACCCAGCUGUAUAUGAGCUAGCUACUCGAUAUUUCGGGUUUCCAGGAGAGGCUAUCCCUAAAAUCGAGGAUGCAGUCAAUUUUGUUCAGCGUUCAAGGAAUGCUGAGCCACCGCAGCAGUACGAUUUUAUCGUCCACGAUGUUUUUACUGGGGGUGUUGAGCCAGCAGAGCUUUUUACACUAGAGUUCAUGCAAGGACUGCACGCUUUACUGAAAGACGAUGGAGCUAUUGCCAUCAAUUAUGCAGGUGAUUUGAACUUACCCUCAGCCGGACUCAUAGUUCGAACGAUAUUGGCAGCUUUUCCAUCCUGCCGGGUGUUCCGUGAAGGCGAGCCAAGUGGUGAUACGGACGUCGAUUUCACCAACAUGGUUGUUUUCUGCAAGAAAACAAAAUCAUCGCUACAAUUUAGAAAGCCGACCAAGGCCGAUUAUUUGGGCAGCAGGUCGAGGGAAUCCUACAUGUUUCCCAGACACGAAAUUGGAAAGAAGGCGUUUGAAAAGAAUCACAGCAAAAUACCAGAGAUUUUGGUGAAGGAGCAGAUCCACCACCUUCACUCGUGGCAUUCAAAGAGUGCGGUUGGGCAUUGGAAAAUCAUGAGAACGGUGCUUCCAGCUAGUGUAUGGGAGCAGUGGUAA